AUGGUGGAGAUACAAAUAGACAGCAAAAUCAGAGCCUUUACUGUUGUUUAUAUUCUUCAGCUCUCCUGCGCGUCCGAGAAAAAAACCCGCUCUUAUUAUGUAUUUUUUUUGUGUGCAUCAUUGUUGUUUGAUAUGGGACUUUCCCUACUUGAGAACCUUGCACUUAGAUAUGGGAAUCCAAUAAUCAUAUUGAACUUAAUAAAGACCCACGAGAAGAAGCCCCGUGAAUCUCUGCUCUGUGCAGAAUUUGCAAAGGCUAUUCAUUACAUUAACAAGAGCCUAUCUGAUGACAAGUGUCUAAAAUUUCUGCACAUGGAUCUGAGUAAUCUUUUUCGAAGGAAAGGCACCAAUGUGCUUGCACUGUUGAGCAAGGUGGCAUCAGAUGUGUUGGAUCUAACUGAAUUCCUCCACUGUGAAAUAAGUACAUCAACAAAAUUUGAUGACAUCUCAAGGUAGUGAUAUUUUUUCCUU
Molecule: messenger RNA, 471 nt
Organism: Zea mays
Lineage: Eukaryota; Viridiplantae; Streptophyta; Magnoliopsida; Poales; Poaceae
Product: phosphoinositide phosphatase SAC2-like
Exons: 5
Coding region: 1-456 (151 amino acids)
Biological process (GO): phosphatidylinositol dephosphorylation
Cellular component (GO): intracellular membrane-bounded organelle
Molecular function (GO): phosphatidylinositol-3,5-bisphosphate 5-phosphatase activity
Source: RefSeq, a predicted model, not a curated record